Messenger RNA from Phoenix dactylifera (date palm), 2063 nucleotides. Its product is annotated as receptor-like cytoplasmic kinase 176. The record is from RefSeq and is a predicted model, not a curated record. Gene Ontology annotation, biological process: protein phosphorylation. Gene Ontology annotation, molecular function: ATP binding; protein kinase activity. Lineage: Eukaryota; Viridiplantae; Streptophyta; Magnoliopsida; Arecales; Arecaceae.
UAGAGGAGUCAAUGUCUCAUCUGGAUGGGCGGUCGGGCACUUUAGCAGGGCAAGCGCCCGCCAUUAAUUUCCCCUCAUCUUCCCUAAACCCUCUCCCUCUCUCUCUCUCUCUCUCUCUCUCUCUCUCGGAGACUCGAGGAUCUCGAGGAAGGGCGAAGCCGUAGCUUCGACCUGGCUCGCCCGCGCUUCUCUUUCUCUUGGAUUCUAGCUGGUUCACUUUGAUCUUUUUUCUGAAGAUAGGAUCGGAAUCGGUUCUCUUUCUUGAUUCGGAGGGCACGUUUCUUAGAUUUGGCGACUGGAGAUCUGUACGGCGAGGCAGAUCUCGCGUGUGGUCGGCGUCGCCUUUUCCCACUCGUAUUCUUGUGUGUUGAGGUUUAAAGGGCGUCGAAUUGGGGGUGGGUGGGUGGUCGGGGAUUGUUGCAGUUUGGGGAAGAACGUCUGGUGGCCGGAUCCGGUGGUAUUGGUUGCGGAUCUGGCGGCGGACUCCUCUCGUUUGGUUGCGCAUCUUUGUUCAGGUUCUUGUUGAUGGGGAACUGCUGGAGCGCGAGGAUCAAGGCGGAGAGCCCCUGCCACAGCGCUUCAGCUUCAGGUGUAAACUCUAGGAAUAAUAGCAAAGACGGAAAUGGGUUGAUGAGUGGUUCUAGCAGCCGGGCAUCCUCAUCUUCCGUGGCUCUGACUUCUCGUAGCGAGGAUGAGAUCUUGCAAUCUUCCAAGCUGAGGUGCUUCACCUUCAGUGAUCUCAAAACCGCCACCAGGAAUUUCCGCCCCGAUAGCGUAUUGGGAGAGGGGGGCUUCGGUUCUGUCUUCAAGGGAUGGAUCGAUGAGCAUGCAUUGACAGCAUCCAAGCCUGGGACUGGGAUGGUCAUCGCUGCGAAAAGGCUCAACCAUGAAGGUUUCCAGGGUCAUAGGGAAUGGUUGGCAGAAGUCAAUUACCUGGGUCAGCUGUACCAUCCCAAUCUUGUGAGAUUAAUCGGAUAUUGCUCGGAGGACGAACACCGCCUGCUGGUCUACGAGUUCAUGUCACGCGGAAGCUUGGAGAACCAUCUUUUCAGAAGGGGGUCAUACUUCCAACCUCUACCUUGGAACCUUCGAAUGAAGGUUGCACUUGGAGCUGCCAAGGGACUGGCUUAUCUUCAUGGUGCCGAAACAAAAGUCAUAUAUCGUGACUUUAAGACUUCCAAUGUCCUCCUUGAUUCGAACUACAACGCAAAGCUUUCUGAUUUUGGAUUGGCAAAGGAUGGUCCUACUGGUGACAAGACCCAUGUCUCUACCAGGGUUAUCGGGACAUAUGGAUAUGCGGCUCCCGAAUAUCUUGCAACUGGUCAUCUAACUGCCAAGAGUGACGUGUUUAGCUUCGGAGUCGUUCUUCUAGAAAUGUUAUCCGGACGACGUGCCAUCGACAAGAAUCGCCCACCUGGAGAGCAUAAUCUGGUAGAAUGGGCAAGGCCUUACCUCACGCAUAAACGCAAGAUAUUUCGCGUCUUGGAUACCCGGCUCGAGGGGCAGUAUUCGCUAGCAGCAGCACAGAAGGCUGCUGCACUUGCAUUACAUUGCCUAUCCACAGAAGCCAAGUUCAGACCCACCAUGGAUGAAGUGGUAUCAACGUUGGAACAGCUUCAGGACAACAAGGACGCUGCAAAACAUUCUCAGUCUGAACCAAAAGCGAGUUCUAGGAGCCUUGGGAGCAGCGGCCACAAGCUGGGCCAUAGAAGUUUGGAAGAGGCUGGGACUAGAAAAGUUGCAUAUCCGAGACCAUCGGCUUCACCUCUUCGUUCCUAGCCGAGCGAUCCAUGGUGGGGGUGCCGAAGGCUUCUGGAGGAUCGGGUAAUACUUGAGCUCAGUUGUUGUAAUUAUAUGCCUAUGUGUUAUUAUUGUAUAGCUACUUGGUGCUACUCUUCUUAUACUGUAUGAUGUAUCAGAAAGGUAUUUCACCAUCACCACUACAGGAGACGUCUCGGAUCAGAAUGUCAUGACUACCAGGAGCUUAUAAUGUUAGAUAUAUAUACUCGGCAGAUGAAAGAGUUUUUGUUCCUCUCUUAUCUGGGGCUGACCGUUCUCAGUUA